Molecule: messenger RNA, 552 nt
Organism: Acaulospora colombiana
Lineage: Eukaryota; Fungi; Glomeromycota; Glomeromycetes; Diversisporales; Acaulosporaceae
Source: the annotation of a GenBank genome assembly
AUGUCGAAGCGCUCGAGGACACAGACAAAUGUAUCAGUACCAGCAAAAAACGAAAGUCUUGAAAAAUACAUGACACUAUCUAGGCAAUUAUUGCGAAUUGGAAAGUCUUGGCCUCCUGAUAUCCUGAGGCCAAGGCUACAGUACGGCGAAUAUUUGGUAGCACUCGCACAGGCAAAGCAGUUCGAGAGCAAAAUGACUCCAAAAUUAAUCAGGAGUCAGCAAAUGUUGGUACAAGAUGGAUUGAAAGAAAAAGUAGGUUCCGGCUACAUACGCGACCUACUAGCUAACGAAUUCGACGCGCAGUAUGCCCUAUCUGAAAAGAUGUUGCAUCCCGCAUCAUUCCCUAACAAAUAUGCUAAACUCGUUGGACUACUCGAAGAAGCCAUAGAAACAAAUGAAGCACAGGCAAACGGCCAAUCAAAAGGGGAAGUGGGAGGGGACCACGAUGAAUUCUGGCCACCUCUCUUACGAUCAAGUUACUCUGGGAGCUAUGCUGAGAAGGAGCAUCCAAUUGACAUAGAUACAACCGCCGAUCUGCGUUCUAUCUCUUAG